Messenger RNA from Linum tenue, 4142 nucleotides. The record is from the annotation of a GenBank genome assembly. Lineage: Eukaryota; Viridiplantae; Streptophyta; Magnoliopsida; Malpighiales; Linaceae.
GUCACAAAAGCGCGCAUACUGCAUACGCGAAGAAGUGUGGUGGUGGUGGUGGGGUCCAUGUCAUCUCCUCCUCAUAUCGCGUGACGUGUCAAUUAUUAAUCUCACGAACUGGACGGCCGCUGCAAGAUAAGGACCGGAGAGGCGACGGCCAGAGAGAGAAAAGAAAGAAGGGAAGAGAAGCGAGCUGUAACGUAAACUCAAUCCAACAGCAACAAACAAACUUCAUUAGACAGGCUGAGAGAGAGAGAGAGAGAAGAGAGAGCAUUUCCGAUUUGAUCUCUCCGUGUUUAUACUAUAAGCUCACAGUUCCUUCUUCCUUCUUCUUUCUUCUUGCUCUUCAAUCUUCGCUCUGUUUCCAUCUGGUGCGGAUUCAGAUUCGGUUUCGUCGGUCUGCGGCUUUCCAUUUCUCCAGAUCGAAUCGCGGGAGAGCAUGAUACGCCAUCUUCGCAGCUCGUCUUUCUGAAUCCCGAGAUGAGAGGUGCUACGACGACGACCACCACCACCAUCGACACCGUCAACGCGGCCGCCACCGCCAUCGUCUCCGCCGAGUCCCGCGUCCAGCCGCCAUCCGUUCCGAAAAGAAGAUGGAAAGGCUGUUGGAGUAUGUAUUGGUGCUUUGGUUCCCAGAAAGUUAACAAGCGCAUCGGUCAUGCGGUCCUUGUACCCGAGCCAGAAGCAUCAAGAGUAGCACAACCUUCUUCCACCGAGACUCAAAUUCAAAGUCACUCAGCCACAGUUGUCCAUCCCUUUAUAGCUCCUCCUUCCUCCCCUGCUUCGUUCCUUCAAUCCGAGCCUCCUUCCGUCACUCAGUCACCAGGAGGGCUAUUGUCUUUGAAAUCCCUUCCUGCCGAUGCCUAUUCCCCUCGUGGACCUCCGUCCAUGUUUGCUAUAGGCCCUUAUGCACACGAGACUCAGCUCGUCACUCCUCCUGUGUUCUCUGCCUUCACCACUGAACCAUCCACUGCUCCUUUCACUCCACCACCGGAAUCAGUUCAACUCACCACGCCUUCUUCACCCGAGGUGCCAUUUGCCCAGCUUCUGACAUCUUCUCUUGAACGCGCUCGAAGAAACAGCGGGGGAACCAUUUCAAAGUUUGGAUUCUACAACUAUGAAUUCCCUCAAGUAUACUCCGGAAGCCCCAGUGGCCAGCUCAUCUCCCCAGGGUCAGUGAUCUCGAACUCGGGGACUUGUUCUCCUUUCCCUGAUAGACACCCGGUUCAUGAGUUCCGUACUGGGGAUGCUACUAAGCUCAUUGGGUUCGAGCAUUUCAAUACUCGCAAAUGGGGUUCAAGAUUGGGUUCCGGAACUGUGACCCCUGAUGGGGUGGGUCGUGGUUCGAGGUUUGCCUCAGGAACUGCAACUCCAGAUGGGGUGGGUUUGGGUUCAAGGCUGGGAUCAGGAACUGUGACUCCAGAUGGCGUGGGUUUGGGUUCCAGGCUAGGGUCCGGAACCAACACUCCAGAUGGAAUGUGGGUAGUGGGUCCAAUUCUUGGUUCAGGAACUGCUACUCCGGAUGGCGUUGGGUUGGGUUCGAGGCUAGGAUCUGGAACGGCGACUCCGGAUGGGAUGUGGGUAGUAGGUGGCUCGAGGCUUGGUUCGGGAACUGCUACUCCAGACGGUGGUGGUCUGUAUUCAACACUGGGCUCAGGACCUCUUCCACCAAUUUCUGUGGUUCCUGAGAACAUGGUUACAGAAGUCGCACAUCUUCCCCUCUUGGGAAAUGGUGCUAGAACCAACGAGACCAUAGUCGAUCACAGAGUCUCAUUCGAGUUGAGUGGCGAAGACGUUGCACGUUGCCUGCAAAGCAAGUCGAUGGCAUCAAACAGAACUUUCCUAGACCAUUCCGAAGAAAACCACUUCGACAGUGGUGAAGUCUCUUUGAGAGUUGGGGAAACCUUCAACGAGACACCUGGCAAAUCGUCGGCGGGAGCAGAAGAGGAGCCUAGCUACAGAAGGCAGCGUUCGGUCACUCUCGGAUCGAUCAAAGAGUUCAACUUUGAUAGCUCGAAGGGUGAAGCCCUCGAUAACAAGCCCGCUGUCAGCUCGGAGUGGUGGGCCAACGAGACAAUCGCCGGGAAGGACUCCAAGCCUGCCGCCGAUGGCUGGUCUUUCUUCCCAAUUUUACAGCCAGAGUUCCGUAUUCUGGUCAUACAUUUCCUGCAAACCGGCAUCUACUACGCUACUGCUGAUUCUCUCGCCUUCUUGGCAAUGGCGAUGGCACCAACGGUCAAAGUGGUUCUAGGCUCAACAGCCUUCGCAAUCUUCUGGGUACUUGCAGUUUUCCCAGCUGUGCCUUUCCUCCCUAUAGGAAGAACAGCAGGCUCGCUUCUAGGAGCAAUGCUAAUGGUCAUAUUCCGAGUCAUAACCCCUGACCAAGCAUAUGCCGCCAUCGAUCUCCCCAUCCUCGGCCUCCUCUUCGGCACCAUGGUAGUCAGCGUAUACCUGGAGAGAGCAGACAUGUUCAAGUACCUAGGCAAAUUGCUGUCUUACAAGAGCCAAGGUCCUAAAGACUUGCUCUUCAGGAUUUGCCUAAUCUCAGCUCUAUCAAGUGCAUUCUUCACCAAUGACACAUCUUGUGUCGUUUUGACCGAGUUCGUGCUCAAAGUAGCCAGGCAGCACAAUUUGCCGCCUCACCCUUUCCUCCUGGCGCUGGCUUCGAGUGCCAACAUUGGUUCAGCAGCCACCCCUAUUGGGAAUCCUCAGAAUCUGGUCAUAGCUGUUCAGAGUAAGAUUACUUUUGGAGAGUUUGUUUUGGGGAUUCUUCCUGCCAUGGUGGUGGGAGUGGUUGUCAAUGCCAUAAUCUUGAUGUGUAUGUAUUGGAAGUUGCUGUCCUCUGCUCCCAAGGAUUUGGAGGAUGCGAGUGAGGAGGUUGUUGACGACGAGGAUGUCAUUUCACAUCGGUUUUCCCCAGCUACGAUGUCACAUCACUCGGCACAGAACUCUCAGGAUUUGAGCUCUAGAUUGGAACUACAAGGCUCUCCUCCCUUGGGUGUGAAUGGUCAUGUGGAGACCUUGAGGAAUAGGAUCCCUAGUUCGUCUAUAGAGAGUGAUAUUCGCAGUGGUGGGUUGAGCGGGAGGCAUCUCGAGUCUGGGAGGAUCUCGAAUGCAUCGAGUGACCCUGCAGCAGCCGGUGGAGCUGCUGCAGAUGAUGGAACUACUUCUCAAAAGAAGGAAGAGAAUGGAUGUUCUUCUCCUGUUGUGGUGUUGGAAGAAAGGGAUGGUGAUCCUUUCGACAGCAAGUGGAAGAGGAUACUGUGGAAGUCAGGUGUUUACAUCAUCACAAUUGGGAUGUUGGUGGCUUUGCUACUUGGUUUGAACAUGUCUUGGUCUGCAAUCACAGCUGCACUUGCUCUUGUGGUACUCGAUUUCAAAGAUGCCCGACCUAGCCUCGAAAAGGUUUCAUACUCCCUCCUGAUCUUCUUCUGCGGGAUGUUCAUAACAGUCGACGGCUUCAACAAAACCGGAAUCCCAAGCACCCUUUGGGAACUAAUGGAACCCUAUGCGAAAAUCGAUCACCCACUUGGCAUACUGGUCCUAGCACUCGUCAUACUUGGUCUCUCAAACUUGGCUUCAAACGUCCCCACAGUUCUGUUGCUGGGAGGCAGAGUGGCUGCAUCGGCCGCCGAGAUAUCAGCAGCAGAUGAGAAGAAGGCGUGGCUGCUACUGGCUUGGGUGAGCACUGUGGCGGGGAACUUGUCGCUGCUAGGAUCAGCUGCCAACUUGAUAGUGUGUGAACAAGCUCGGCGAGCUCCGCAUUUCGGGUACAAUCUGUCGUUCUUGAAACACCUCAAGUUCGGUGUGCCGUCUACCCUUGUAAUCACUGCUGUUGGUUUGCUGCUUAUAAGAUGAUGAUCGACGAACUGAUGACGACGAUGAUCUUUCUUCCCCUCUUGUGUAUUUUGAUGUAUAGUGUAUGAUUCUACUUUGUUUUCCUAAAAUGUAAAUUGCUGUUCCUUUUGUUACCAUCAUUGCAAUUUGCCUACAUGUGGAGAAGCCCACUUUAACUUUGACGUUUCUAACGGCCCACAUGAAGCCCAAGCCAUGAGCCUGGCCCUCUACUUUUUUAGUGAGGGUUAUCGGUGUGGGCCUUCUGGUUUUAGCCUGCAUUUACUUGCCGAUAAUAAGGAUCUAUUUUAUUUGCU